Salvelinus namaycush (lake trout) is the source of this 2049-nucleotide messenger RNA. Its product is annotated as copper chaperone for superoxide dismutase-like. The coding region runs from base 89 to 901 and encodes 270 amino acids. Lineage: Eukaryota; Metazoa; Chordata; Actinopteri; Salmoniformes; Salmonidae. Gene Ontology annotation, molecular function: copper ion binding. Gene Ontology annotation, biological process: removal of superoxide radicals. The record is from RefSeq and is a predicted model, not a curated record. The transcript has 8 exons.
CUCCCGGUUUGUGCCUGUUUGGGGGAAAGUAAGACGUUUCCUAGUAAAUUCUGUUAUCAUAGGUCAGACAACGGCGUGCUGCACAAAAAUGGAUACAGACAGAACUACGAAGCUGGAGUUUGCAGUGCAGAUGACAUGUGACAGUUGUGCAGAGAAAGUCAGAGCUGCACUAGAAGGAAAACCAGGAGUGCAGUCGGUGAAGAUAGAUGUGGGGAAGGAGGAGGUUCUGGUGGAGUCUGUGCUGACGUCCCAUGAGGUGCAGGAUCUCAUAGAGAGCACUGGGCGCAGGGCAGUACUAAAGGGCAUCGGAGGAACAGAAUUGGACCUGGGUGCAGCGGUGGUCAUGAUGGGCGGUAGUGGUCCUGUCCAGGGGGUGGUGCGGUUCCUCCAGCUGUCUGAGGAGCGCUGUCUGAUUGAUGGGACCAUUGAUGGUCUGGAACCUGGCACCCACGGACUCCACGUCCACACGCUGGGAGACCUCACACAGGACUGCCAGAGCUGUGGAGAACACUAUAACCCCUAUGGGAGACAACAUGGUGCCCCGCAGGACCCAGACAGGCAUGUAGGUGAUCUGGGGAAUAUUGUGGCUGGACCAGACGGUCGAGCCUCAUUCAGACUAGAGGACCCUGAGCUGAAGGUGUGGGACGUGAUUGGUCGGUCUCUGGUGGUGGAUGCUGGGGAGGAUGACCUGGGAAGGGGGGCUCACCCCCUCUCCAAACUAACCGGGAACUCCGGCCAGAGGCUGGCCUGUGGGAUCAUCGCUCGCUCCGCUGGCCUGUUCCAGAACGCCAAGCAGAUCUGUGCGUGUGACGGGGUUACUCUGUGGGAGGAGAGGGACAGACCGCUGGCCGGGACGGGUCGCAGCAAGACCACUACAGAGACACCUGCUGCUCACCUGUGACCUGGGGUCUGUUCAGGAGGAUGUGAUGUUAUAGAACAUAAAAAAAUACAUGUACAUGUAUUGUGGAUAUGUGUGUCAGCUGGAACACGGAACCCUGUCAGCGCUAUUAAUUAUAUUUCUAUCUGCAACGUUCAGAACGUUUCGUAACACUGAAUACAUCCAUGAACGGCCUACCUCACUGGCUGUAGCUGAUGUCACACUUACUGAAGUUGCACUGAGAGCGAGGGAGGGUAGGAGAAAAGAAGAGGAGAAACCGAAACCGAAGUAUUGUCUAUUCAGCUGUAAUAAUUAUUGAAUUGCCAUAUAGAAUUCUUUCAAGAUCGGAACCUGUCAUAAUUCUAAAGAAAAAAGACAGCACAAUAAUAUGAUAUAGGUUUGUAGAUACUUAGUCAUCUCCCAUAUAGGCAAGAUCAGGAUUCCAAGCCCAAAUAUCCCAUGUUGACUAUUCUGUUGUCGAAUAAGUUUAACAGUUUUGUACUGUUAAGCAGUCAAUGUUGUAAUUCUGUUUAAUUACAAUUUCAUACUUAUCUCAACUGCUUUACUGUCUAAAUAUCUGUCUCUUGAUCUCUGGAUGUGCUCAUUGUGUGUUUUUGAAACUGUGGGGGUUGAUUGGAUUGACUUGAUGGGGACUGUUUUAGUGGUUCAAUUACCUGUUGGUAGAAUGCCAUUCUACUAGGGUGAAUCUCAGGUCUUUCCUCGAUUCCUCACAUCCUCUCUCUGUACCUUCUCCAGUCGCAUUGGAGGUGAAGAUCACCUCAGAUCUUCUCCUCCAAUGAGUUUGGGGGAUUCGGGGAGCGAGGAAGCGAUGAAAUACUUUAGGGCAGCAGGUAGUCGAGUGUUGGACCACUAACCGAGGGGGUCGAUGGUUCGGGUCCACAAGCUGACUAUGUGAAGAGUCUGAUGUGCCCUUGAGUGGGGCGCUUGACCCUAGUUGCUCGUGUGGGUCGUUCUGGAUACAAGCGUCUGCUAAAUUAUUAAAAUGUAGCAGUUUUCAUGACUUGAAUCAUGGUUAUAUCAAAAUCUUUGUAGCUAGUGUUGUAAGUGAUUUUGUUUUUCUUUCUCAAGUUAAGGAAAGUUAUUUAUCAACUUCUCAGUGAAAUUUGCAAUAAAAGGCACCAGUUGCCCUUUGGACUAUGGUGAAACCUGCA